This is a messenger RNA of Salvelinus fontinalis (brook trout), 3407 nucleotides long. RefSeq names its product insulin-like growth factor-binding protein 7. The coding region runs from base 57 to 791 and encodes 244 amino acids. Gene Ontology annotation, cellular component: extracellular region. The transcript has 4 exons. Gene Ontology annotation, biological process: regulation of signal transduction; regulation of cell growth. NCBI's taxonomy places the organism in Eukaryota, Metazoa, Chordata, Actinopteri, Salmoniformes, Salmonidae. The record is from RefSeq and is a predicted model, not a curated record. Gene Ontology annotation, molecular function: insulin-like growth factor binding.
AUCACUGUAGGAGUCUGAACACAUACAGAAACGCAACUGUAAACUCAGCAAGCAACAUGUUAGUGUUUUUCGCUGUGGUUUUAUCGUUGUCACUUGCGUCCGCAUUUGCGGACCGAGUGCCGCGCAGUUGUGGCGCUUGUGAACCCAGUCUGUGCGACCCUCUUCCAGAGGUGGGCUGCAAGUCUGGCACGAUUUUCGACUCCUGCGGUUGUUGUUCACUUUGCGCGGCUGGAGAGGGGGAGCCAUGCAGGGGGCGCGGAACCACAGCCAAGCGUUGCGCCUCUGGACUGGAGUGCGUUAAGAGCGACAAGAAGACAAAGCUCGGAGUUUGCGCCUGCAAGACCAAAUACGAAGUGUGUGGCUCCGAUGGAGUGACCUAUAAAACUGGCUGCGACUUGAAAGUUGCCAGCCUGAAAGCGGUGAGCGAGGAGAAGCCUGAAAUAAAAGUCCUGAAUAAAGGAAAAUGUGCAACAGCACCUGUCAUUGUGACGGCCCCUGGUGAGGUCUACAAUGUCACAGGCUCCCAGGUGUAUCUGAGCUGCGAGGCCAUUGGAAUCCCCACCCCCGUGAUCACCUGGAAGAAGGUCACCAGCGGAAAACAGAGAAUGGAGCUGCUUCCAGGAGACAGAGACAACCUGGCCAUUCAGACCCGUGGAGGACCUGAGAAACAUGAGGUCACCGGCUGGGUCUUGGUAACCAUGGUUGACAGAGGAAGAACAAUGAUUCCAAGCACCACCCUCAUUUUGAAGCUUCCAGUCUGUUAUUCGAACUCAAUCAGCAUGACAGAGUGAUCUCCAGCCACACUCACACCUGUAUUAACGAGAGAAUCACUGACAUGAUGCCAGCUGGUCCUUUUGUGGCAGGGCUGAAAUGCAGUGGAAAUGUUUUUUGGGGAUUCAGUUCAUUUGCAUGGCAAAGAGGGACUUUGCAAUUAAUUGCAAUUCAUCUGAUCACUCUUCAUAACAUUCUGGCGUAUAUGCAAGACUUUGUGAAAAUUAAUAUUUGUGUCAUUCUCAAAACGUUAGGCCACGACUGUAGUUCAUUCAAUCUGAUUGUCACACACAGGGCAUCUGAACACACAAAAUACAUUUUGAUGAUUUUCUUAAAAUUUUGGGUGUUUUAUUUAACUCUUGUACACUUGUGUUCCCGGUCAAAAAUGACCGGUCAUUAUAAAUUAAUGGGUGAGACUACAACUAGUGUAUAAAAUUGAGUUAAGCCACAUGCCCAUUCAUCAGAUGGACACUUCCUCUCCCAGACCCCCAGAUGCAUGUGUGUUUGAGCACACACACCUCACUCCCCAACUUGGCUUCCAUGACAACACCCACAGGAACUUUUCCCCAAUAUAAUUUUUCCCCCACAGGAACCACACCUGUUGGCAUUCUCACAAACAAUUGCAACAUUGUUUCAAUAAUAUAUUGAACUUUUCUCGCAGCUCUGGUAUAUAAAGCUUUUUUGAGGCCUUGCUCACAAUUCAUUAUGUGGCAGCUCAAUGACUAAAUGAUAUACUGUAUGUGAGGCUCUUAAUCAUGAGGAGGAGAGAGGCCAGGAAACUGACAGUGAAGAUGCAUUAGAGGAGGAAAUGUCAGAAGUUGAAGACAACACAGAAUAUGAUCCAGACCAAGAGACAACCGAUGUGGAACAAUCCAGUGAUGAGGAAGAGGGCCCUGCUGAGGUUGUUGUUACAUUCCUGUCAAAGAAUGGGAAUUUAUCCUGAUCUUCAUCCCCAACUGAGAGGAGGGGUCGGCUGUCAAAUGAAAAUGUUAUCGGAUACGAGAUACACCAGGUUGAUGACAUAAAAUCCUGCCACAAUUUAAACAUUUGAAAUGGUUUCAAAACAAAUGUCCUUGUUAAACUUUGACACAAAGUAGUCUGUGAUAAAUACACAAUAUGUUUCAUCUGAGUAUUUGUUAUAGUAAAAAUAAUCCAUACAUUAUGUAUGCUUUUUUUACUCAAAAAGGCCAUAAAUAACAGGCCGUAAAUAGCAAAUAGAAGUUCAAAACUGAAGUUGAUAAAAAGAUCUAACACAACAUUAGGUGAAUAUAUGUAAUAUUAUGGAUUUAUAAACAGCUAUAAUGGGGCGGUAAUUUUGGACCGGGAAAACAUAAUUAAUUAACAUGAAACAGACAAAACAGGAGGGUUAAAAGAAAACAGGAAAUGUCAGCAUACAGUGACACAUUUAUUUUUAAGCCCUGGAUUUCUAGCCCGUUGAUAUUAUUGUUGGAUCUGAUUUUAAUAGCGAACAUUUCGAUGGCCAUAAUAAAUAGAUAUGCCAAUAGUGGACAACCUUGUUUUACUCCUCUUGACAAUUUAAUACUUUUUGAGAAGUAGCCAUUAUUUACCAUUUUACACCUGGUGUUAGUAAACAUAACUUUAAGCCAUUGUAUAAGAGAUUCUCCAAAAUUAGAAUAGUCCAGGCAUGUAUAUAUACAUUUCAGUCGUACUUUAUCAAAGGCCUUUUCAAGGCCAGCUAUGACUACCAGGCCUGGUUUACCAGAUUUUUCAUAGUGUUCUAUAGUCUUUCCAGUACAUGUCUUAUAUUAUCUCCAAUGUAUCAUCCAUGUAAAAAAAACUGUCUGAUUAGGAUGAAUAAUAUCUGACAAAAUACUGUUUAAAUUCUAUGCAUUUUGCUAAGAUUUUGGCAUCACAACACUGCAGUGUAAGGGGUCUCCAGUUUUUUAGAUGGACUGGUUCUUUGUAUUUACCACCUGGGUCCUGUUUCAGUAAUAGUGAAAUCAGACCUUGACUUGAAACACUGUUAGUUUAAAGCAUUUUAGCUAUCAUACAGACUUGUGGGUUGUCCCACAGAAACAAAUCAGUCAAAUACCUCAAGGCCCACACACAGAGGUAGUGAAGGUAGAAAUUCAGCAUAGGAUGGAAGAGUUAUGUAUUAGAUACCUGACAUUCUAUUACUUUAUUUAUGAAUAAUAUUACUUGAGGCACAUUCCAAAGUUAUCCAUGAAUGCUAAUCAUUGACUGGUUUUGUUCAGAUCCUCUACAUAAGAGAGUUUAAUACACAUGCAACUCCUUCCUCCAUGUCUGAGUAAAUCAACAAAAAACAUUGGUGGGCCCUGUUCAGUGGUUAGAUCUAUCUAUCCCUCUCCCUCCCUCUUUCUCUCUCAGUAUUCUGCUCCCCUGCUGUCAAACAUCACAUUCGUUCAAUUUCUUCAUAGAAUUUCAAAAUUUCUACUCAUUGGCCAUCUUCCAUGAUAUGUUUGUACUUGUGAGAAGUAUCUAAAGACCUACACAGGUGCAAGCCAGCACUGGACAGCAGUCAGACAGCCAUAAAACAAUCCAGAACGCUUCUUUCCAAUUGAAAUGGCACCCUUGCUCUGUCGAAAUGAGCCGAGCUUGGCUGGGAGGAAGAGUUGAAGCUGUGUUUGUGUCGCCUUGCGUGUUCUGAUAAAAUC